ACAUAGAUCCUCCUCCAAGCUUCAGGACGCGGCGGGCGCCAUUUCAGGGAGCAGUCGCCUUUUGCUAAAGCGGAGUCCGUGCGUUCUUGUUGCGAAGCUUCCUUGGCUUUGCUCAUACUAAUUUUCGAGGCCAUUCUUAGUCUAGCUCUUUUGCCCGCCGCUGUUGCUGAGAGGAGAAUUUUCUCGUUUAGGCACCAGCGCACCCCUCCCCACGCGUAUCCGGACCAAAAGCAAGCAAACGACGGCCGUGGCAGUAUCCGUCCGCUUCACAGACACCUGACCCAGAAGCGAGAGCCCGGCAGCGCAGGUGUCCUGAAAAAAAUGGCUGAUGAUAUUGAUAUUGAAGCAAUGCUUGAAGCCCCCUUUAAGAAGACUUGCCUAACGAUAUCUCACCUCUACUCCCAUGAAUUCACCUUUGAUUCCAGUGUGAACUGUCAAUCAUAAGGAUGAGAACAAAUUGAGCAGUGCCAAUGGACAUGAAGAGCGAAGUAAGAAGUUGGAAACAGCCCUUCUGUGUGUGGAAGAGGCUUUCCUCUAGUGGAAGGGCUCCUUUGGAUCCAAGCCACUGGCUCCAGUGGCCAUUUGGAACAUAUCUAACAUACACAGGCAGUAGAGUGAAAAACCAGUGUCAUUAAAUGAACAAUGCAGAGACAGUUAUGAAGCUGAAUUUCCUAGAAAGGAACUUGGAGGAAAAAAAGCAAGAGCAGAAGUCGUAGUCAUGAUAGGAAGAGGAGCCGAAGCAAGGACCGCAAACGAAGCCGUGAACGUGAAAGAAAGAAAAGCAAGAGUCGAGAAAGAAAGCGCAGUAGAAGUAAAGAACGGAGACGCAGCCGUUCAAGAAGCAGAGAACGUCGAUUCAGAGGCCGUUACAGAAGUCCCUAUUCUGGUCCCAAGUUCAAUAGUGCCAUGAGAGGAAAAAUUGGAUUGCCACACAGCAUGAAAAUAAGCAGACGACGAUCUAGGAGCAAAAGUCCUUUCAGAAAAGACAAGAGUCCUGUAAGAGAGCCUAUUGAUAAUCUUACUCCAGAGGAACGGGAUGCUCGAACAGUAUUCUGUAUGCAGCUUGCUGCAAGAAUUAGGCCAAGAGACCUGGAAGAAUUUUUCUCUACUGUGGGAAAGGUCCGUGAUGUACGUAUGAUAUCAGAUAGAAACUCAAGACGUUCAAAGGGAAUUGCUUAUGUAGAAUUUGUUGAUGUUAGUUCAGUUCCUUUGGCCAUUGGAUUAACUGGACAGCGAGUGUUGGGAGUGCCAAUUAUUGUACAAGCAUCUCAGGCAGAGAAAAACAGAGCAGCAGCAAUGGCUAAUAACUUACAAAAGGGCAGUGCAGGCCCCAUGAGACUCUAUGUAGGCUCAUUACACUUCAAUAUAACUGAAGAUAUGCUUCGUGGAAUCUUUGAACCGUUUGGCCGGAUUGAAAGUAUUCAGCUAAUGAUGGAUAGUGAAACUGGGAGGUCCAAAGGAUAUGGAUUUAUUACUUUUUCAGACUCAGAAUGUGCUAAAAAGGCCUUGGAACAGCUAAAUGGAUUUGAACUGGCUGGCAGGCCAAUGAAAGUAGGUCAUGUGACUGAACGUACAGAUGCAUCCAGUGCCAGUUCAUUUUUGGACAGUGAUGAAUUGGAAAGGACUGGAAUUGAUUUGGGAACAACUGGUCGUCUUCAGUUGAUGGCAAGACUUGCUGAGGGUACUGGCUUGCAGAUUCCUCCAGCUGCCCAGCAAGCUCUGCAGAUGAGUGGAUCAUUAGCAUUUAGUGCUGUAGCAGAUUUACAGACAAGACUUUCUCAGCAAAGUGAAGUGUUGGCUGCAGCUGCUUCUGUACAACCACUUGCAACACAAUGUUUUCAGCUGUCCAAUAUGUUUAACCCUCAAACUGAAGAAGAAGCUGGCUGGGAUACAGAAAUUAAAGAUGAUGUGAUUGAAGAAUGUAACAAACAUGGAGGUGUUGUCCAUAUUUAUGUAGACAAAAAUUCAACUCAGGGCAACGUGUAUGUCAAAUGCCCUUCAAUAGCUGCAGCAAUUGCAGCUGUCAAUGCAUUACAUGGAAGGUGGUUUGCAGGUAAAAUGAUCACAGCAGCCUAUGUUCCUCUUCCAACAUACCAUAAUCUUUUCCCGGAUUCUAUGACUGCAACCCAGCUGUUGGUUCCUACUCGACGAUGAAGAUGGAUUGAGUCAGUUUUGUACAUAGCUAUUUUUGAAGGAAGACUUGAGUUACCUUUAUUUAGAUGAAACAAAAGGAAAAAGAUGUAAAGUCCUUUUGUGUACAUUUCCUGUUACCUUUAAAGAAAUAUAUAUAUAAUAAGCAGGAAUGCUGUGUUUAUUCUCUUGAUUAGCAUUCCCACUGUAAACAAAGCUGACUACUUGUUCUGCCUUGUAAUUCUUGUACAUUUAGACUUUUGGCUAAAGUAAGGUGUAGGAACAGACAUAGGUUAUAGAAAAGAUUUUUUCUGUAAAAGAUGGAGAGGACAUUUUUAAUGUUUUGCAAGCCUUUCUUUUAAUGCAGAAAUUGCAUUUUACAUUCAUUUAAAUGUAGAUGCUCUGCUAAAGGUUAAUAUCAAAUUUAACUGGACAUAUUUAGUGUGUUUUGUAUGGAUUGAAAAUUGAAGAGGCUACUGAAUGAUUUUCAGUCAUCUGAUCUGCUCAUGUAAUGUUGACAAGCUGGUAAAAUUGAGAGGAUUAGAGGUUUUUAUUUCUAGAUGGUAACUUUUGAUUGUCUCUGUAAGUUUCUUGUAAAUAAGGUGUAAGGUGUGUUUAGAAUUCCAAACAAAGCUAUCUCUGCAUUUCCAGAUUAAAGUUCCAAUGAUUGCAGGGAAUGUACUUAAUUAAAAGUUGAAGUAGGAAAUGCAGGAAUAUAUUUUGUCUGGUUGCAUAUAAUCUCUGCUCUUUUUUAAGCUCUGUGAGCUCUGAAAUAUAUUUUUGGGUUACUUCAGUGUGUUUGACAAAACAGCUUAAUAUUUCUAUCAACAAACAACUUUCAUAUUGCAACAAUCUUUGUAAGAACCACUCAAAUAAAAUUCUCUUAAAAGGC
Molecule: messenger RNA, 3022 nt
Organism: Candoia aspera
Lineage: Eukaryota; Metazoa; Chordata; Lepidosauria; Squamata; Candoiidae
Gene: RBM39
Product: RNA binding motif protein 39
Exons: 19
Coding region: 907-2154 (415 amino acids)
Biological process (GO): mRNA processing
Cellular component (GO): nucleus
Molecular function (GO): U1 snRNP binding; RNA binding
Source: RefSeq, a predicted model, not a curated record